Messenger RNA from Lodderomyces theae, 1107 nucleotides. RefSeq lists its product as uncharacterized. Lineage: Eukaryota; Fungi; Ascomycota; Pichiomycetes; Serinales; Debaryomycetaceae. The record is from RefSeq and is a predicted model, not a curated record. Gene Ontology annotation, cellular component: mitochondrial outer membrane. Bases 1 to 1107 code for a protein of 368 amino acids. Gene Ontology annotation, molecular function: ATP binding; ATP hydrolysis activity. The transcript has a single exon.
AUGUUCAACUUAAAGUUUGACUUAAGUAAAGUCAGAGUGAACUUCAAGCUUAUCAGUGACUUGGUGUUGUUAACUGGAGCAAGUUUAUCCGUUUACUACUUAUUAAACGCCAUAAUAAAUGAAUACCUAGACAAGAGCAUCAAGAAUAGUGAAUCAGAUAAGAAAGGCAAGGGAAUAUUGAAAAAGAUUCAAACUGCUAAUCCACAUUUGAAGAAUAUAUCACUAAACCAAUAUGAGAAAACCUUGUUGAGUUCCCUUGUAACACCCGACGAAAUUUCCGUUUCUUUUGAAGAUAUUGGAGGGCUACAGGAAAUUAUUGACGAAUUGAGAGAAGCAGUGAUGUUGCCGUUGACUGAUCCAGAGCUAUUUGCAGUCCAUCUGAACUUGAUCAAGUCGCCUAAAGGUGUGCUCUUUUAUGGCCCACCCGGAUGUGGAAAGACCAUGCUUGCUAAAGCAAUUGCAAAAGAAAGUGGUGCAUUCUUUUUAUCAAUUAGAAUGUCAACUGUUAUGGACAAGUGGUAUGGAGAAUCAAACAAGAUUGUUGAUGCCAUCUUCUCAUUGGCCAACAAGUUGCAACCAUGCAUCAUUUUCAUUGAUGAAAUAGAUUCAUUUUUAAGAGAUAGGUCGUCAAGUGAUCAUGAAGUGAGCGCGUUGUUGAAGGCUGAGUUUAUGACAUUGUGGGAUGGUUUGAAAUCGAAUGGACAGAUUAUGGUCUUGGGAGCAACAAAUAGAAAAACCGACAUCGAUGAAGCGUUUUUAAGAAGAAUGCCAAAGACAUUUGCAAUUGGUAAACCAGAUGCUUCCCAAAGAAGGUCUAUCUUGUCGAAGAUAUUGAAGGAUGCAAAAGUGGAUGAACAGGAGUUUGAUUUGGAGCUGAUUGUUGAAAGGACUAAAGGCUAUAGUGGAUCUGAUUUAAGAGAAUUGUGUCGAGAAGCGGCAUUACUACCAGUCCGGGAAUACAUCAAGGAGAAUUACAAUUACAAGAGUGGGAAAUUGAGUCGAGAUGAAAACGAUGAUUUGCCUGUUAGAGCAUUGAAGUCAUCAGACUUUUAUAGAAUUCUUGCCACUCCAAUCACAGGCACCGUACCAAGCUUAGCGCUUGAUUAG